Messenger RNA from Cornus florida, 744 nucleotides. RefSeq names its product F-box/kelch-repeat protein At3g06240-like. Lineage: Eukaryota; Viridiplantae; Streptophyta; Magnoliopsida; Cornales; Cornaceae. The coding region runs from base 1 to 744 and encodes 247 amino acids. The record is from RefSeq and is a predicted model, not a curated record. The transcript has 2 exons.
AUGGCCCUUCCGCGCCCUCGUACCAGUGCUCGUAUGCAUAGCAUCGGAUUUGGCUUCGAUUCCCGGACUGAUGACUACAAGGUUGUCAGGAUUGUGUAUAUGCCGGACGAUUAUCCGAAGGUUGAAAUUUUCAGUCUGAGCACAGGCAGAUGGCAGAACAUCAGCCAUUUAGGUCUUAAACAUAUCAUCCUGCGGAUGGCUCCCCAGGCUUUUCUGAAUGGGGCUGCACAUUGGCUUGCUGACAAUGGGACAGAAAAGAGCCACUUGAUCGUGUCAUUCCACAUGGGUGAUGAGGUAUUUGGCGAAAUUAAGGUGCCCGAUUGCAUAGUCAAUGUCGACUGGCUGCUAGGAGAAUCGCUUUCUCUGAUCCAUAUCCUGGAUACUGGUGACAAAUUUAUUUGUUGUAUAUGGGUGACGAAGGAGUAUGGCAUGCCAGAGUCUUGGACUCAACUAUUUAAUUUUAAUUUAAGUGGAGUAUUAGGCAAUCGCGUAGCUGGCUUUACAAGGAAUGGCGAAGUUCUAUUUGGAAGAAAAUCUGGGCAUGUCUUAGCUUAUGAUCCCGAAGCCAAAAAAGUAACGCCAACGCAUAUUCAUUUUCGUGGAUCAACAGACUCAUGGGUUAGGGAUUCAUUUUAUGCUGAUGUUUAUACCGAGAGCCUAGUUUUAGUCACUUGUAAGGAGUCACCUGGGGUGGAAAAUCAAAUUGAGGAAGCCAUUGAAGGUGAAGAACUGUUGAAAGACUGA